AUGACUAUAAUAGUCUUUUUAAUAGAUACAUCAGCUUCUAUGAACCAAAGAGCUUAUUUGGGGGGACGCCCAACGUUGCUCGAUGUAGCCAAGGGCGCUGUGGAAACGUUCGUAAAGGUUCGGCAACGUUCUCCUGAAAGCAGAGGCGAUAGAUAUAUGCUUCUAACUUUCGAAGAGCCACCCGCGAACAUCAAGGCUGGUUGGAAAGAAAACUUAGCAACUUUUAUCAAUGAAUUGAAAAAUUUACAAUGCCUUGGAUUGACUACUAUGGGUGCAGCACUAAAACAUGCUUUUGAUGUCCUAAACAUAAACCGAAUGCAAACUGGUAUUGAUACAUAUGGCCAAGGUAGAUGUCCAUUUUACCUUGAGCCUUCUGUAAUAGUUGUUAUUACUGAUGGAGGAAAACUUUCUAGCAAUGCUGGUAUUCAUGAGGAAUUUAAUCUGCCAAUGAAUUGCCCUAUUCCUGGAUCUGAAUUAACCCGAGAACCUUUCCGAUGGGACCAAAGAUUAUUCUCCUUGGUGCUAAGACUAUCAGGUACACCUGCAGUGGAGAGGGACACAGGUCUAGUACCCUCUGAUUCGUCACCUAUAGAUGCCAUGUGUGAAGUUACUGGAGGUCGAUCUUACUGCAUUACAUCCCAUCGCAUGCUUAUGCAAUGCAUUGAUAGCUUGGUACAGAAGGUGCAAAGUGGAGUGGUUAUUAACUUCGAAAAAAUUGGCCCCGAUCCACCACCCAUUGAUGGUAGCACCAACAGAGAUGGAACUGAACAAACUGAAGAUAUAAGUCAUGAAGCAGAUAAAGAUAUUGAGGGGGAAGGAGAUAGGAAUGGAAGAUGGAAUGGUGGUCCAUAUCAGUCUAAUAUCGCAUCUACCCAAGGUUCUACUACACCACAGGCAUGGCAUUCAUGUCGCCGGCUGAUCUAUGUGCCGCGCACGGUUUCUCAAAAAGGUUUUGCUGUUGGUUUUUGGCCCAUUCCAGAGUCAUUUCGACCAGAUCCCAAUGCUCCAUCACUACCGCCACGAUCAGCACAUCCUGUUGUAAAAUUUACAUGUUCGAGUCAGGAACCCAUGGUGAUAGACAAUUUACCUUUUGAUAAAUAUGAGUUAGAACCCAGUCCACUCACACAGUUUAUAUUAGCAAGGAAACAACCUACUAUAUGCUGGCAGGUAUUUGUAGCGAACAGUGGCUGCAAAAACUCUGAAAUCAGUCAUCCAUUUGGUUACCUUAAGGCAUCUACAAACCUAACAUGUGUUAAUUUGUUUGUUCUACCAUACAAUUAUCCAGUGCUUUUGCCAUUACUUGAUGACUUGUUUAAAGUGCAUAGAUGUAAACCUACACCUGAAUGGAAAAUGGCGUUUCAACAGUAUUUGGAUAGAAUGCCAUCAUACUAUGUUGCACCUUUACGUAGAGCACUGACAAAAAUGGGUGCAUCUGCGCCACUAGUUCAAAGCCUAAUUCCUGACACGCAAGAUAAUUCUCUCAGCUUCUCUGUUCUGAAUUAUUUAAAAAGGAUGAAAAAUCAAGCUAAAAUGGAAUUUGAGAAACUUUGUGCUGAUGUUAUUAACAAAGCUUCUUCUGGAAAUAGUCAAAAGGUGACAGAAAGUGUUCGUGUAAUGCCUAGAUCACCAUUGAAGAAGGAUUUGACAUCUCAUCCAUGUUUACAAGAUAAGUUUACGGCAUUGCGGGAUCAGCUCAAUGAGUUUGGUGGUUUUGUAGUGGGAUUAUCGCGAGGCAGACACAAGGCGCAGGCGCAUACAUACAGAAAUCCUUUCGAUAUACAAAGGCGGGAUCUAUUGGAUCAGGUGGUGCGUAUGCGCGCAAACUUCCUUCAACCAUCCCUAGCGCAUACGCGUCUUGUUGACGAGGAUAGUGUGCAUUCAAUGCCGGUGGCACAAAUGGGCAAUUAUCAAGAGUACUUAAAGAGAAUGACGCCUCAGUUGCGAGAGAUCGAGUCUCAACCCGUCAGGCAGCAUAUGUUUGGCAAUCCAUUCAAAAUUGAUAAGCGUAUGAUGGUGGACGAGGCGGAUAUUGACCCGAUGGGAGCAGUUCGCGGCGGCGCCGGCGGCGGGGCAGGGGGGAAGCGCGGUGUGGAGAGUCCCCGCACGGUGCCGCCCAAGCGCAAGGCCGGCCCGCUGCCGCAGCACGUGGUGGCGCGCCGGCCCUCGUCCCCCGCGCCGCAGCCCGCGCCGCAGCCCGCCCCGCUGCCCGCGCCGCCGCCCGCCGCCCCGCCCGCCGCGCCGCUUUCGCCCAUCACCGCGCGUCGCCCGGCCUCGCCGCUCGCGCCCGUACCCUCGGAUAUGCCGUCUGGACGCCCGCCUGAGGACCCACCAAAUAUGGAUACUGGGGGACCUACUAUAAAUCUACCGGUGGCAACGGCUCCACCAGUUACACCUACUAAUUUACCACCUGUUGUCAAGCCUUUUCUCAAUGGAGAUGCGUAUACAACAAUGGGCAGCAAGAUGCCUCGUUCACCAUCACCUCCGCCGGAUAGUCCUAGCAACGUAGUUGCAAGCCGAGCCGAGACCAGCGUCGCCGCAUUGCCCUUGCACGACUCACAAGAACUACAGAUAAACGCCAUCAUACAAGGCAUCGCCGCGGAGAACGAUUCCAACUCGAGGGGCAAGAAGAGGAAACGAAAGAACGAAAAGCCGCAAGUGCAAUUUCUAUUGCCGCCUCAGCCUUCGCGAAAAGAGAUCGCGGACAUCACAAAGCAUAAUCUUAACGUUCGCUCCGAAGUCUAUCGUGCUGUACGACGACCAGGGAGAGAUUUUACGAAAUUAUUCGAAUGUUUAAAGCAAUUAAAGGGUAGUGUGGAAAUUAAAAAGGAAGUGAUACGUGAUGUUAUAAGUGAGUCCUUGAGGUUCAAAAGGAAGGGACUCGCGAAAUUGUUAGAAGACUUUUUGUUAAGCCUAGAAAAAAACGGAAACAGUGCCUCAAUUAGUAUGAAGAGAAUAGCGAACUCUGUGUAUAGUAAUACUAAUAACCACAGCUAG
Molecule: messenger RNA, 2994 nt
Organism: Parnassius mnemosyne (clouded apollo)
Lineage: Eukaryota; Metazoa; Arthropoda; Insecta; Lepidoptera; Papilionidae
Source: the annotation of a GenBank genome assembly